AUGCAGGCUAAAAAUCUGGGCCCUUAUGGAAAGGAAUACAACGUAGAGCAAAUUGCGUUUGACCUUGGGAUUAACCCUGGGGUCUUAGACUUCAGAUGUCAAACCUUCGUGUCAUCUACUCCUUGUUUGCCUAGCAUAUCCUCUAACCAUGCAUUGUUGGAUGCUCGGGUACAGCUCAAAGUUUCUGUAGUAAAAGAUGCAAUACACUCACGCACAGCUUCACUUCGUCGUCAGUUUAAGAUUUUGACGUUAUCGAGACUCUUUCACAGCAGGAAUUACAAGGAAACGGCGAGUUCUAGGCCCAGCAUGAGGAAAGAGCGCUCCCAGCUUCCUCAAAAGUAUCCGAGAUGGCAUCUAUCUUCCACAAAUCUUCCAACUCUAAUCACCAGUCUCCAGUGCAUCAUCUGCGUUCAUGGCGAGAGCAGGGAGACUGCUUUCCAGCUGAAUCGUCGUCAGCAUGAGACGCCCUCUCCGCCAUAUGCAGCUGAGCCUCAAAAAAUAUUUCAAAUCCUCGAACAGCAAAGGUUAUUCAACAAAAUGUUGGUGGUCAGCUUACGUGGUGACCUAAGCUUCUCUGCAACGAAAAAUAUUCAUCCCUCCUUCUCCCUCUCCUUGCUCGAUGCACAACUCACUAUUCGUUCCCCAGGACAGAAUGCGUUUGAGCUAGGCUUGUGCCAGAGGAGAAACACGAGGUCACAAAAUCUGCGCCUUCCUAAUUCACAACCCUGCUUUAACGCGAUAGCGGUUCUUCCUCCACCUUCCCUGAUCCGAACUGCUAUCGCUGAUGCCUGA
Lindgomyces ingoldianus is the source of this 792-nucleotide messenger RNA. RefSeq lists its product as uncharacterized. The coding region runs from base 1 to 792 and encodes 263 amino acids. The transcript is spliced from 8 exons. NCBI's taxonomy places the organism in Eukaryota, Fungi, Ascomycota, Dothideomycetes, Pleosporales, Lindgomycetaceae. The record is from RefSeq and is a predicted model, not a curated record.